Messenger RNA from Coniophora puteana RWD-64-598 SS2, 4389 nucleotides. Its product is annotated as P-loop containing nucleoside triphosphate hydrolase protein. The transcript is spliced from 19 exons. Gene Ontology annotation, molecular function: ATP binding; RNA binding. The record is from RefSeq and is a predicted model, not a curated record. Gene Ontology annotation, cellular component: intracellular anatomical structure. The coding region runs from base 1 to 4389 and encodes 1462 amino acids. NCBI's taxonomy places the organism in Eukaryota, Fungi, Basidiomycota, Agaricomycetes, Boletales, Coniophoraceae.
AUGGCUAAGAAGAAAAAGUUGCAGCUGAAACCUGUAGCGCGCACAUUCGCCACUACAUCGAUGCCGAAGAAGGUCGAAGCUGCAGAAGACGAGGCUACAGGAACAGCUGAGGAGUCUACUACCACCGCGACGUCCGAUACAAAGGAUGUAUCCCAAGGGCCUCAGGAGGAAGGCACUACACGAGCUACAUUAGGCGCUUCAUCUGGAACCGGGGUUGAAGAACCAGACGAGUUACAAGCGAUAGUGGACAAACACCAGGAUAAAACCCAGCGAGAGGUGAUGAGGACAAUCAAAGCUAUUGAAUAUGAUAAGCGGUUUGCGAAGACACUGCCGUCAUUAGAACUUGAUACGGAUCUUAUUGAUGAAAUAUUUGUCUUGUAUGAAAAACAUGGUAAAUGUUUCAAUAAGACCGUUGAAGGCUCCUCUGAGAAGGCAUUGACACGCCUUGGAGUUACCUUUGGUGUCCUUCGCAGGCUUGGGUUCUCCGAGGAGGUGGUGGAUCAAUGUCUGCGUCAGAUUGCUGGGGUCGAACUAGAGGAGGCAUAUGAAUGGGUGAGCAAGAGAUAUACAGGGAGUCUUCUUUAUUCCAUGACUGACCACGUCAAGCUUGCAAUGAAUGUCCCGGAGGAGGACUUUUUAGCUGCAGGUACACAAUUUUCGUGCCCCAUUCGUUCAAUGCUAAGGUGUCACUGCUUUGUAGCGCCUGACGCUGACACCAACUUGUCCCGUUCGAAUCACCAAUCUGCGGAUUUCGAAUCAAGUACUGGCUAUUCAACUCCAGCAAGAGAGGUCGACACGGCUGCCAAGCCGUCCGCUGCAACUCGUGCAAGCGACAGAACAGCUUUGUCAGCUCCCACGAAAACCAAUGCGGAAAAAGGCCGUGCCACUCUUGAUUAUAGCUCAAUAGAUCUUGAUGACCCUACCGCUGAAUACGUGCGGACGAAGAUCCUACUUACCAAGCGCGAUCGUAAACUGGCAUCAAGGGAUUGUACCGACAGCCUUAGCGAUGAAGAGCUUCACAAACGCCUCGGCGCGUGCCAGACUCAUUACUUCUUCAGAGCGAAGGAUGCUGAGACUCAGUAUCGACAAGAACUCAAACAACUCAACUCGCUGAAACUGCAAGCAAAAUUGCAUGGUCAAACCGCCCUACAUUCAGAGAUUACGCAUUCGAGUUCAACGCCAGCUUUGGAGACGCAGGCAGUGAACAUAGUCGCUUCACCUGCCGAAGACAUCCUUGAAGCUGGCGAUGACGACGAUGGUGCUGGUUUCUUCCAAAUCCUUGACGACCUACCUUCCCAAGAGACAGGUCCAGGGGGGACAGUGGUCACGCUCAAGAACAUGACUGUACCCAAACACUGGUCAGGACGAUUGCCCAAGGUCUUUCUUGCAGAGGCUGCGGCUAAGCUCGACAAGUAUGCCGUUGUGACUUAUCGCAUCAUAUCAGGUGCUAGCAGAGCCAAGAGGGCUAGUGUUCACGUCUUAUGGGAAGGGAAACGGCAAGAAGAGUGGUUCAUGGAAGAUGCUGCAUGUCCGGAUGACAAUCAGGCCGAACAGUACAUCGCUCUGGCUGCCCUCCAUUCUCUGACAUUCCCGCCCUCCAACGGAUUUGCAGGUGGAACCCAGACCACUGUCCAUAGUCCCACUUUUUUCCGGUUACUGCCACCUGCGUAUAGGGACUUAUGGGACGAACUUGAGGCAAAGCGAAAGGUUCACGAGGAUGACGUCAACAAAUCUGCCUGGGCGAAGGUGAAGGACAUCGCUGAAGCAAAAUGGGAUCUCGCGCAGCAGAACAAAACUAAAGGUUCUGAGAGUGAAAGACAAAAUCAAGGCUCCAACAUCAAGAAGUCGCGUCCUGCCAAAGAGAUGCAUAGUGAGGAUUUGGUGCAAGAACUUAGAGUAAGGCAGGAAAGUCAGGCUUACCAAGAAAUGCUGCGCUAUCGCAAUGGACUGCCCAUCGCAAAGUAUAGACAGGAAAUCAUAAAUACGUUGGAACAAAGUCAGAUCCUUGUCCUCAGCGGGGAAACCGGAUGUGGAAAAUCGACCCAAGUUCCUUCAUUCAUAAUGGAGGAUCAACUAUCACGAGGACAGCCCUGUCGCAUUUACUGUACAGAGCCACGCCGCAUAUCUGCAAUUUCGCUGGCUCAACGUGUAUCUGCCGAGCUCGGUGAAGCACCUGGUUCGGUUGGCACUCUCAAUUCCCUCGUUGGCUAUUCCAUUCGGCUCGAAAGCAACACUACCAAGAAUACGCGUUUGGCCUAUGUCACCAAUGGUAUAGCUCUACGUAUGUUGGAGUCAGGUUCCGGCUCUAGUGGCCAAGGAAGUGCUUUCGAUGAGAUAACCCAUAUCAUUAUUGACGAAGUACAUGAGCGUAGCAUCGAAUCUGACUUCUUGUUGAUUGUGCUGAAGUCGCUGAUCUCUCAACGGCCGGACCUCAGGCAUGUGAUUAUUCUAAUGUCUGCAACGGUAGACGCAGAGAAGAUCUCCAGUUUCUUCGGUGGCUGCCCUACUUUGCAUGUCCCUGGUCGAACAUUCCCUGUGGAUGUGCGCUUCCUUGAAGACAGCAUCGAAUUGACAAAGUGGUCGCUGACGGAAGACUCUGCUUAUGCCAGAAGGCUGAACGACAAGUUUUACCGCAGCAAAGAUCGUGCGGAAUGGUCUGAAGAUGUUAUCCAAAGAGAAGAUGAUGAUGACGCGCAAGCAACUGUCAAGCUUGAGAAGCGCUACUCGCCCGAGACGACCAAGGCCAUCAAUUUGCUCGAUGAACGUGCCCUCCCUUACGAUCUCAUUGUUCGUUUGUUAGAACGGUUGUGCUUUGAAGAUCCUGCUUAUCGUUCUUUCUCCCCCGCAACUCUGAUCUUCAUGCCCGGUUUGGGCGAGAUACGGAAGAUGAACGAUAUACUUCAAGAGCAUCCUCACUUCGGAAACGAAUCAUCAUUUAGGAUAUACCCUCUUCAUUCUGCGCUUUCGACAGAAAAUCAGACGUCAGUGUUUGACAUACCUCCGCCUGGUGUGCGUAAGAUCGUGAUAGCCACAAACAUCGCAGAAACAGGAAUCACUAUACCCGACAUCACCUGUGUCAUUGACUCUGGGAAGCAGCGAGAAAUGAGGUUUGAUGAGAAGCGACAAAUCAGCCGCUUGAUAGAGACCUUUGUUGCCAAAAGUAACGCAGCACAAAGGCGAGGACGUGCCGGACGUGUCCAGAAUGGACUGUGCUUCCACCUGUUCACCCGGAUACGGCAUGAUACUAUGCUUGCGGACCACCCUCUGCCCGAAAUGAUGCGCCUGAGCUUAUCUGACCUUGCCCUACGCAUAAAAAUCAUGAAGGUCAAGAUUGGCACCUCAAUCGAAGAUGUCUUAAGUCGAGCGAUGGAUCCGCCCUCGUCAAUCAAUAUACAACGCGCUGUUUCAGCAUUAGUGGAGGUUCGAGCGCUGACACUCUCUGAAGAGAUCACCCCACUAGGGCGUCUACUCAGCAAACUACCAACAGAUGUUCAUCUUGGGAAGUUCUUACUGACUUCCGUUGUCUUGCGCUGUCUAGACCCCGCUCUGACGAUUGCCGCGGCUCUAAGCUCCAAAUCUCCAUUUGUCACCCCCUUUGGCUUGGAGCAGGAAGCUGAUCGUGCAAAAAUGACCUUCCGUGUCGGUGACUCAGACUUCUUGACGAUCCACAACGCUUUCGCUAGUUGGCGAAGAGCAACAGGAAACCAUGGCUAUGCUCGAACAUUCUGCCGGAAGCAUUAUUUAAGCCAACAGAACCUACAGCAAAUCGAGGAACUACGUCAGCAGUUUCUAGGCUACUUGAUAGAUUCCUCUUUCCUUCAAGUAGACAAAGCGUUUGUUAAAGAGCUAACAAGAGCUCGAUCGACACGAUGUCUUGUUACUAUCCCACCCGUUUUGGAUGAGAAUAGCUUGGACCCAGCCUUCGUUCAUGCCGCAUUGACUGCUGGCCUUUACCCGAAGCUUCUGGCUCUGGAUCCCACGAAUCAACAGAUGCGUACGAUAUCCAAUAACCAGAUGGUGUCCGCGCACCCGUCGUCCAUAAAUUUUGGACGAAAAGCUAUUGAUUUUGGAGUGAACCAUUUAACUUACUUCACUUUGAUGCACUCGAGGAAGCUUUAUGCUUGGGAGACGGCACCUGUGGACGACCUUGCAAUCCUUCUAUUCUGCGGGGACUGCGACUUCAAGCUGAUUGCAAAUUCGGCUUUUGUGGAUCGCAAGAUCAGAUUCCAACUAACACCUAGGGCUAACGUUGCGCUCAAGAUUUUACGGACUCACCUUGCGGACGUCCUGUCUCAGCAAUUUCGAUGCCGACCACUUACAGAAUCACAGACUGUCUGGCAGUGCGUAGCGAUGAAAGCACUCGCCAAAAUGAAGGAGGACAUUCCAUAG